UUUGCUUGUGUGAUUGAUGAAUAUGUUAUGGAGUGCUUGGACAGUUGGUGAGUGAAGUCAGUAAUGGCUUGGGUAGUCUUAUUCCAAAAUGGCCAAAUUUCGCAUUGUGGAAUGGUGUCUAUAGGAUAUUUGAAGAAUGUGCGAUGUCUGUUAUGGUUUUAGUGACCAUUUUAGCUGAAAUUUGGAGUGUUUAGUGCUGCCAUAUGUUGCAAAGAUCAUUUUGUUGAUUAAGAAAAAAGAAAACAUAAAGUACAUGAAUGAUCAAAAUAUGAAAUGAGUUUUAAAAUAACUGUGUACUUGUCAUAGAGCAGACAAUUAUCAUGUCGCUUAAAAUUGUGAGUAUAAAUGGGAUAAUUCCUAAUCUUAUAUUCUUUCACUCCCAAUCCCUGUCCAUUUCUCCCCCAGUUUUCUUAAUGACUCUAUCUUUGAUAACCUAAUUUUAAACUUUUUUAUGAUAAAUACUGUUAUGGUAAACUUUUAGCAGGUGGAAAAGGUGAUUAAUUUGAUUCUUUAGCACUAGCAUUGCCGAACAAGGUCUUUAAAUCAUUUCACUGAUCAAUGUAUUUGUGCUUAACAUUGAUUUUUGAUAUUUACCAUGCUAAGCUCAGGCUUCUGCACAAUCAUUCUUGAGGAAAAAAUCUAUUGGAGAUAAAUGUGAAUUCAGCCCUUCAAAGAAUGACUGAAGAACUUCUAAGGAGACUCUUAAUUGUUGGCAUGUUCAUUGCUGUAAUAGUUGUUUUCCAAUGUUGUUGGACAACCUAUUAUUCUCUGUUGCAUGAUGAUAGUAGCUCAUUGGCUUUCCCAGUUGAAAUUUUCAUUUCUGGAACUUGAGAAACAGAGGAUAUGGGUGUGUUUAGAUCCACAGAAAACAAUGUCUCUUUUGCCUCUCAUUCAAAGGAAUAUGCUUCUGAAAAAAAGGUUGAUUUGGAAAAAGAAUUGGAAUUUGAUGGGAGCAGAAAUUCAAGAAAGGGUCACAUUCUUAAUAAUAGGAGUUUUAAAGUGGGAAAUCAUGAGGAUGCAGUUUACAGUUUCAUUCAGAAAAGACCCAAGUAUGCUGAUUUGAGCCAUCUGAUAUGUUACUAGCUGUAGAAAAGCCUUCAAAUGUCAGUAGAAUACAAACUGUGGAAAUGGAACAACAAGUGUUGAAUUCUCCUUUGUCCAUUUUGAAUAGUAAACUUAAGAUGGGUACAUCGUGGACUAGGAGUAGGUUGGUGUGGCCAACUUCAAUAGCACAUAUGAUCUCUUUGUUGCUUCAGAGUUCUAAUUCUGCUUAUAUGAGGCCAAGGUGGUCUUCUUGACGUGACUGGGAACUCUUAUCUGCAAAACUGGAGAUUGAAAAUGCCCUUGCCAUACCAAAUUCUUCAGGACUUUAUGCACCUAUUUUCCAAGAUGUUUCCAAGUUUUCAAGGCCUCCCAUAUCACAAAGCAAUGCAAGAUUGUAUUAGGUCUCUUCAUAAUUCUGUUGUUGCUAAAGGCUUCCAAAUAGGGAAGGACACUACUCUACCUGUUACAUAUAUACACCCUAUGAAUGAUCCUCUAAGAUUUGCAGGAAAACCUCCUUCAAAUUGAUCUAUUCUUGCCUUUUUUGCAGGAAGCAUGUACGGUUAUCUCUGUCCAAUCCUGCUAAAACACUGGGAGACUAAAGAACCUGACAUGAAAAUUUUUGGUCCAAUGUCGCAUGAUUUGGAAGGUAAAAGAAUGUAUAUGGAGUAUAUGAAUAGCAGCAAGUAUUGCAUAUGUGCUAGAGGUUACGAGGUUCACAUGCCCAGAAUAAUUGAGGCCAUUUUUUCUGAGUGUAUCGGUUAUCAUAUGAUUCAUAUCAGAGAUAACUAUGUGCCUUCUUUAUUUGAGGUAUUGAAGUGGGAGAAAUUUUCUGUGUUUGUUCAUGAAAGGAAUAUCCCUAGUCUCAGAAACUUACUUCUCUUGAUCUCAGAAGAAAAGUACCUGGUGGCACUGCAUUUGCAGCAGCACUUCUUGUGGCACAAAGUUCCUGUUAAGUAUGACUUAUUUCAUAUGAUUCUUCAUGCAAUAUGGAACAAUAGGCUUUCUCAGAUUAGACCUAGGUGACCAUAUCAUGAAUAAGUUAGGCCAUGUUUAGAUAAAUUUCUUUGUAAGUACUUAUAAGUGAAGAAAAUAAGAAAGGAAAAAAGAAAC
This is a messenger RNA of Cajanus cajan (pigeon pea), 2154 nucleotides long. RefSeq names its product putative glycosyltransferase At3g07620. The record is from RefSeq and is a predicted model, not a curated record. Gene Ontology annotation, molecular function: glycosyltransferase activity. NCBI's taxonomy places the organism in Eukaryota, Viridiplantae, Streptophyta, Magnoliopsida, Fabales, Fabaceae.